Aspergillus campestris IBT 28561 is the source of this 2438-nucleotide messenger RNA. RefSeq names its product putative chromatin assembly factor 1 subunit A. The transcript has 4 exons. Gene Ontology annotation, biological process: nucleosome assembly. Lineage: Eukaryota; Fungi; Ascomycota; Eurotiomycetes; Eurotiales; Aspergillaceae. The record is from RefSeq and is a predicted model, not a curated record. The coding region runs from base 391 to 2280 and encodes 629 amino acids. Gene Ontology annotation, cellular component: CAF-1 complex; nucleus.
GACGUCGAUGGGGAAAUCACCCAUUCCCUCCACCGCUGCACCUUCAUCGCCGUUGAGCUGGACUCGAACCUGUGGCUGUCUCUACUACCUGAUUCUGAGAGAAUUGAGAGCGGUGGAUUUCUCUACCCCUUCUGUAUCAUUUGUGACUGCCAUCCCUCACCGAAGUGCACUUGGUCGGUCCCCUUCAUAACCUGUCCUUUUUUUGACAACCGAAGCCCGAUUCCUCCUACUUCUAUCCUACCCUCAAGUCGAUGCUCAAGAUCAUCUUCGCCUCUGCUAUCGCCUCCAUCAUUACACGCCUUGCCUACGUCUAACCCAUCAUCGCACCAUCGCCAACACUGACCCCAUCGAGCAUCGCACCUUCACCACCGAUCAACCCUAGUGAACACCAUGGAAGUCUCCAUAGACUCAACAAACACCAACCUCCCGCCUCAAACACACCCGUAUCCGACCUCCCCAAGCACAGGAGGCCGCAAGCGCCCAAUCGAAGACACACACGACAUCCCAACCCGACCGGCGAAGAACCACCCCGAAGACCCCAAAACGACAGCCCUAGACGACAAAGAGAACACGACGACCACUUCCUCCUCAUUCUCCCCCUCCCCAUCCAAACAACGCACUGCCGAAUCACCUGCACCCGCACAACCAGACGCCGCCGACUCCAGCACAGGCCCGACCUCCCUCUCAGAGUCCACGAUGAAUACAGUUCCCGACUCAAGCUCGAAUAUGAAUCCUCCUUCCGAAGGAUCGGCGACGACGCCGGCCGCCAAGAAGCGGAAGCUGUCUCCUGCCAGUAAGCAGCAGGAGAAAGAGGCUAAGGAGCGGCAGCGGUUGGAGGAGAAGGCUAAGCGAGAGGAAGAAAAGGUGAAAAAGGAGGAAGAGCGGAAGGCCAAGGAAGAAGAGAAGAAGAAGCGCGAUGCGGAGCGGGAAGAGGAGCGGAAGAAGAAGGAUGAGAGGCGGAGGGUGAAAGAGGAGGAGAGGGUUGCUCGCGAAGAGGAGAAGCGGAAGAAGGAGGCUGCUAAGGAAGAAGAGAAGAGGAAGAAAGAGGCUGCGAAGGAGGAGGAAAAGCGGAAGAAGGAGGAGGAAAAGUUGAAGAAGGAGAGGGCACAACCCAAGCUGAACGCUUUCUUCGCCAAACCGAAACCGGUUUCCCAGCCCGGACCCUCGACGGCUUCCCACUCCCCGAGCAAAGCCACGCGUGAUGCUCCCCCGGCCGACGCGGGAGCUGAGUCCCACCCGACCUUGUCGGACUAUCAACGGCUGUUCCCCGAUUUCUUCCUCCAAUCCCACACGACGGUGGCCCCGGCGAACCGGUUCGAACGGGACACCCAAGCCCUGCAGCACAUGCGGGACAAGGUCGACGCGCAGAUGAAGGCGGUACCCAACCCGGCACCGCGCUCAGGGUUUCAAUUUCGACCGUCGGAGAUAUUCCAGAUGAUGCCCUACCAGCGACGACGGGGACGGAUCCCCGCGUCCGUCAAAGAGAUCCUCCUCCAGAUGCAGAAUCUGGGCGACCAGCCGGAGACGUCGGAGGCGGUGCAACGACCGCGCAACCUCCUGAAGCAGGUGCGGAUGAAGUCGCUCAGGUUCGGCGAGGACGUGCGGCCGCCGUACCAGGGCACGUACACGCGGCGCAUGCCGGCGGCCGAGGCGCACCGGCUGAUGCGGAACCCGUUCCACCGGGGGCUGCCGGAGACGAACUACGACUACGAGUCGGAGGCGGAGUGGGAAGAGCCCGAGGAGGGCGAGGAGCUGGACUCGGAGGAGGAGGAAGACGUCAGCGAGGACGGCGAGGACGACCUGGACGGGUUCCUGGACGACGAGGGCGACGACCAGCAGGCGCCAGGACCGGGGAAGCGGCGGCUGAUCGUGGGGGAUCUGGAACCCGCCUGUUCGGGGCUUCAGUGGCAGUCAGAUCAUUUGGGGGGGACGUCAGUGGACCCAGAGCUCCAGCGGUACCGGAUCGAGACGAUCUCCGACGCAGUUACAUUUCCGAUCGACCCUUUCUCGACAGCGGGGCGCAUCAUCAGCGGGGACUUUGGGGAGUGCCGGGGCGCAGAGGGGGCGGGACCCGGGCGGACCAAGCGGGCAUUUCCGGUGGACCAACUGGAGGAGUUCAAGCGGGCCGUGGACGGCAGCGAUUUGUCGAAGUUGGGGUUGAUCGAGAUCUUGAAGAAACGGUUCCCCAAAGUGUCGAAGGAGGUGCUGAAGGAGACGUUGAACAGCGUGGCGACGCGGGUGGGACAGAAGGAGGUGGAUAAGAAAUGGGUGUGCCAAUAGACAUGAAUUGAUUUUUUCUUAUUAUUCUCAUUAGCCAUUUAUUUGUUCUUAUUUGUUCUUAUUUGUUUUGUCUUUGUUUCACUGAUUGAGUGAUAUGUUAUGCGCUGGUCCUUGAUUGAGUUCGCGGUGGGUCAUCCAUAUAAUAUAUUUUAUCUACG